Messenger RNA from Diabrotica balteata, 2275 nucleotides. Lineage: Eukaryota; Metazoa; Arthropoda; Insecta; Coleoptera; Chrysomelidae. The record is from the annotation of a GenBank genome assembly.
GUAUAUCAUGUUAAUGUAAUCACGAAACAGUUGUGUAUUUAACAGAUUUAUCCAGACAGAUCCCACAGAAAGGUACUACAGUUUUAGAUCUUAAGAAAGCAAUACGGCGAUCUUUUACACUAAAGCAACAGCGACAAAGAAAUAAAACGAAAAUUAGUUGGAAAUACGUAUGGAAAACAUUUUACCUUCAAAAUAUCCAGAAUGGGCAGGUCAUGAGAAAUGAUAAAAAGGAAGUAUCUGCAUAUGGAAUAUGUAAUAGAUCCCAAAUACGAUUUGUUAAACGAUUACGAAAGGAAGCUUCAAAAAGUGAGUCAUGCUGACUCAAUAUGCCAAGAAAAAUUGUAAAUUUAAAAUGGAGUCCACUUAUAGCCCUAGUUAUUAUCCCUUUAGCAGCUCUCGAAAGUGACAGAUAUCCCUGGCUCGACCAAAUUGCUAGGCAGGAGCAAGUAUUAGAAGGCUGUGAUAAUAUGGGUUUAAGAUUUAAAAUUAAAAACACAUUUAAUAUAAAUAAAUUAGAUCAUAUUUUAGUUGAUCAUAAUCAUAAACUACUAUAUUGCUACGUUCCAAAAGUUGCCUGUACCAAUUGGAAACGGGGGCAAAUUUAUCUUAGAUGGGUUACAAAUUUACAUAUUUACAUGGGCGAAGCAUACAGAAUAAAAAUGACCCCGGUGAUGAUGGUUCUAACUGGAGAAUCAAAUACCACAAAUCCAAUAAAAAUUUCAGCAAGUGCUGCACAUUUGGAUAAUUCAACGUUAAAACUAUCUCAGCUAAAUUUGCUGGAAGUAAAAGAAUGUCUUAGAGACUAUACAUUAUUUUUGGUUGCUAGACAUCCUUUUGAAAGAUUAUUGUCAGCUUACCGGAAUAAAUUUUUGGACAAUUCGCCGAACAACAAAUAUUUCAAACUUCGUUAUGGAAAACACAUUAUUGGAAAAUAUCGUCAACAUCCUUCAAAAGCGGAUUUGCAAACAGGCGCCAACGUAACAUUCCGGGAAUUCAUUCAAUACCUUAUCAAAGAAGGAGUUCGAACAAAUGAACAUUGGGCUCCUAUAUAUGACCUAUGUCUGCCAUGUACACUUAAUUAUACAUUUAUAAGCCACUACGAGACUAUUACUGAUGACUCCGCGACUAUCUUGAGAAUGGUUAAAGCGCCUAAUUUGUUAUUUCCUGUAACCAAAUCAAAAAGAACCAAGGAUAAUUUGAGGUUUUAUUUUCAACAAUUGUCCAUCUACGAGAUAGAAUUUCUCUAUAAAUUAUAUGAGGCUGAUUUUAAAUUGUUUGGGUAUGGUCUUGAAGAUAUAUUAGGUUAUGACCUAGCUUAAUUUUAUGAAUUUGGUUUUGAAACUACAUUAAGAAUUUAAAGUUCUUAAUUUUUGAUUUUUAUCGUUUUUCAGUAAACAUCGGAUAGAACCUUUUGGCAUUAUAAAUAUUUCAGUAACAUUCUAUUUUAUUAAAAUUCAAAAUAACGAAAUAAUCGCAAAAAAGGUGGUUCUUAGAGAUUUAUGAACAUGUAAUUAGUGAAAUUUUAUUUUAUAAUCUUUGGGGUUAGUUUAGGGAAUCUUAAAAAUUAUGAAAACGUACGAUUCAUUUGAGGCUGCAUGACGAAAAAUGAAAAUAUUGUUUUAUAUUGAAAGUUAAAUUUAGAAAAAAAAAAUAUCAAGAAUUUUUACCAGUGCGUUAUACCGCGAAAGUGUUUUGAAUGAUUUUGAUCUUUUGUUCCACCAAUCUUCUUAAUCUCAUACCAUUUCGAACAUCUAUACAAUAUAUUAAGUUGUUUCUCUUGCAUUAGUCAAAACUAAUGAUAGCCUGUCAAUACUAUCAUAUAUUGGGUUACCCUGUAGAGUAUUAAAUACUUAAAUGAAUUCCUUUAGUUGUUUUGGUAUUAUCUAUGUAUAAGGACAAUGUAAGUAGUUUACUAGCUGAUGGUUGAAGUUAAUAUGAGUAAAAAUUCAAACAUUAUUCGUAAUAUCAACUGUGUUCAAGCUAUUUGUGAUACAUUAUAAAUGUAGACGUAAAUUUUUAAGAAAAUAUAUUAGAAGUAAUUUACGCGAAAAUUUAACUAUUAAGAUAACAUUUCUAAUGACAUCGAAAUUUACGAUCAACAUUUUUUUUUCUAUAUAAAAAUGGAGAUAUUGUAGAUAAAAUAGUUAAAUGUACAAUAAUUACCAUCGCAUAUAUGGAUGCGAUUUACUUAAAAAUUGUGUAUAUGAGAAUUAUACAAAAGGCUUUAACAUUUAUAUUGAAUAUUUAACAUAUUUAAAACCUUGAGUACUAACAC